Molecule: messenger RNA, 13689 nt
Organism: Cuculus canorus (common cuckoo)
Lineage: Eukaryota; Metazoa; Chordata; Aves; Cuculiformes; Cuculidae
Gene: ADCY1
Product: adenylate cyclase 1
Biological process (GO): cAMP biosynthetic process; intracellular signal transduction; adenylate cyclase-activating G protein-coupled receptor signaling pathway
Cellular component (GO): plasma membrane
Molecular function (GO): adenylate cyclase activity
Source: RefSeq, a predicted model, not a curated record
GAGGGUGGAGGGGGGAGAGAGAGACAACAGGCAGGAAGGUUGGCAUAUUAACACGAGUGAGGCUCUCCCGCCGCGUCCCCGCGAUCCCCGGCUCCUCGGAGGGGGGCGUUUGCGGUGCGGGCUGCGGCCGGCGCGCUGCACCCGGUGCCCGCGGAGCUGCGGGGGGGGCGACCGCGGGUCCUGCUCGCAGCCCCCCUCUCUUCUAUGAGCAGCGAAGCAGAGGAGCGGCAGCAGGGAACACCAAGAGAGGCAUUUCUUCCCCAGGGUUUAUGAAUGGCACUGACAUGGAGGAAAUACCGUUUCAGAAAGUCAAGACCAAGAGGAAGAAGUGCUGCCACUGCUGCUGCUCCCCGCCGUCUGCCGCGGCGGCGGGCGCGGGAGCCGGGCUGGGGGAACCCCCUCCCUUGCUGCUGCUGGAUGCCAUCGCCUGCGAGGACGAGUUCGACUGCAAGGAACUGGAGGCUCUCUUCCAGAGCUACAACCUGAAGCUGGAGCAGACGUCCACCCUGAAGGCGCUGGCCGUCCUCAUCGUGCUCACCGCCAGCCUGGCCCUGGUGGAGCUGCUCUCCGGCCCCAGCCUCACCAUUUCCAAAGGCUCGCACCCCGUCCACUGCAUCAUCUUCCUCUCCCUAUUCAUCGUCACCAAUGUCAAGUACCUGCAGGUCACCCAGCUGCAGCAGAUCGUCAAGCUCACCUUGCUCUUCAGCUUCACCUUCUCCUUCCUCUGCUGCCCCUUCUCGCUCGGCGCCUACGGCAUGGAGCCCCCCAGCGCUCCCGAGCAGGGCAUGUGGCAGCUCAUGCUGGUCACCUUCGUAUCCUACUCGCUGCUGCCCGUCCGGACCCUGCUGGCCAUCGUCUUCGGGCUGGUUGUGUCCGUCUCCCACCUCAUCGUCACCGCCACCUCCGUCAGUGCCAAGCGGCAGCGGCUCUGGAGGACGCUUGUGGCCAAUGCAAUCCUUUUUGUCAGUGUAAAUUUGUAUGGGGUCUUUGUGAGGAUUUUGACGGAAAGGGCUCAGAGGAAGGCGUUCCUUCAGGCCAGGAACUGCAUUGAGGACAGGCUGAGGCUGGAGGAUGAAAAUGAAAAACAGGAGCGCCUCUUGAUGAGUCUGUUGCCUAGGAAUGUUGCAAUGGAAAUGAAGGAAGAUUUCCUGAAACCUCCUGAAAGGAUUUUCCACAAGAUUUACAUUCAGAGGCAUGACAACGUUAGCAUUUUAUUUGCAGACAUUGUAGGGUUCACUAGUUUGGCAUCGCAGUGUACUGCCCAAGAGCUGGUGAAGCUGCUGAAUGAGCUCUUCGGCAAAUUUGAUGAAUUAGCUACGGAAAACCACUGCAGAAGAAUAAAAAUCCUAGGGGACUGUUACUACUGUGUAUCAGGACUGACGCAACCCAAAACAGAUCAUGCCCAUUGCUGUGUUGAAAUGGGACUGGAUAUGAUUGACACCAUCACAUCUGUUGCAGAAGCCACAGAGGUUGAUCUCAACAUGAGAGUUGGAUUGCAUACAGGCAGGGUGCUUUGUGGGGUUCUGGGUCUCCGAAAAUGGCAAUAUGAUGUCUGGUCAAAUGACGUGACUUUAGCUAAUGUAAUGGAAGCUGGAGGACUGCCUGGGAAAGUUCACAUUACAAAGACCACCUUAGAGUGCCUAAAUGGGGACUAUGAGGUAGAACCAGGGCAUGGUCAUGAAAGGAAUAGUUUCUUGAAGAAGCACAAUAUUGAAACAUAUUUUAUUGUGCCAUCCCAUCGUAGGAAGAUAUUUCCUGGGCUAAUUCUCUCAGACAUUAAGCCUGCCAAACGAAUGAAGUUCAAGACAGUCUGCUACCUGCUCGUUCAGCUCAUGCACUGUCGUAAGAUGUUCAAAGCAGAGAUCCCUUUCUCCAAUGUCAUGACAUGUGAGGAUGACGAUAAGAGGAGAGCAUUAAGGACAGCCUCUGAAAAACUCAGGAAUCGUUCCUCUUUUUCUACCAAUGUUGUAUACAACACUCCAGGAACUCGAGUAAACAGAUACAUCAGUCGUUUGAUAGAGGCCCGGCAAACUGAGUCUGAGAUGGCUGACUUGAACUUCAUUACCCUGAAGUAUAAGCAAAUUGAGCGUGAAAAUAAAUAUCACCAGCUUCAGGAUGAGUACUUCACCAGUGCUGUAGUUCUCUCACUAAUUCUAGCUGCCUUAUUUGGCCUUGUCUACCUUCUAAUAAUACCACAGAGUACCGUAGUUCUUGUUCUCCUGGUGUUCUGCAUAUGCUUCCUAGUGGCUUGUAUUAUGUACCUACAUGUCACGCGAGUACAAUGUUUUCCAGGGUGCCUGACGAUACAAAUUCGUACCAUUUUGUGUAUUUUUAUUGUGAUCUUAAUAUAUUCCGUGGCUCAAGGAUGUGUGGUUGGCUGUAUGCCUUGGGUUUGGAAUACGAAUUCCAGCAGUUCAAUAGUUAUCAUUUCUCCUGGUGGAACAAAUAAAACAAUGAAUGAACUUCCAUGUGACACAGCCCACUAUGCUUUUCUUUCUUGUGUGGUGGGGACUCUCACCCUGGCAAUAUUUCUACGAGUAUCUUCCUUGCCAAAAAUGAUUCUCCUGCUUUUUGUUACAAUUUUGUACAUAGUUAUUCUGGAACUCAGUGGUUACAGAAAUGCAGUGGGGGGUGGCUCCUUUUAUAUGCGUGGCUAUGAACCAAUACUAGCCAUUUUGCUAUUUUCUUGUGCUUUGGCACUGCAUUCCAGGCAGGUGGACUUGAAACUGCGUCUGGACUACCUCUGGGCCGUGCAGGCAGAAGAAGAAAGAGAUGACAUGGAGAGAGUCAAGCUGGAUAAUAAAAGAAUUCUCUUCAACCUGUUACCAGCACAUGUUGCACAGCACUUUCUUAUGUAUCCAAGAAAUAUGGACCUUUAUUACCAGUCAUACUCACAAGUGGGAGUGAUGUUUGCUUCCAUCCCAAAUUUCAAUGAUUUCUACAUCGAAUUGGACGGCAAUAAUAUGGGAGUGGAAUGUUUACGGCUUUUAAAUGAAAUUAUUGCUGAUUUUGAUGAGCUUAUGGACAAAGAAUGUUAUAAGGACAUAGAAAAAAUCAAGACAAUUGGAAGUACAUAUAUGGCAGCUGUGGGACUCGUACCUACGUCAGGAACUAAGGCUAAAAAAUCAAUUUAUUCCCACCUGAGCACACUGGCAGAUUUUGCAAUAGAAAUGUUUGACGUUCUUGAUGAAAUCAACUAUCAGUCUUACAACGAUUUUGUCCUGCGCGUUGGUAUUAAUGUUGGGCCAGUAGUGGCUGGAGUCAUUGGAGCUAGAAGACCACAGUAUGAUAUCUGGGGAAAUACUGUAAACGUUGCCAGCCGGAUGGAUAGUACUGGAGUGCAGGGGAAAAUUCAGGUGACAGAAGAAGUUCAGCGGAUAUUAAAAAGGUGCAGUUAUGAAUUCGUGUGCAGGGGUAAAGUCAGUGUAAAGGGAAAAGGUGAAAUGUUGACUUAUUUCCUGGAAGGAAAGGCUGAUGGAAAUAAUUCACAAACACGGUCUUUAAACUUAGAGCGGAAAAUGUACCCUUACGGGAGAGCAAACAUUCAAACAAAACUGGGCACCAGCUGUCCAUCGGUGUCCUCAGUUGCUAGCUUUACUGUAAAAGCUGGGCAUGGAGCGGGCCAAUCAUCUGCCACUCACACAAAUCAAACACUGCAUUACCUUCCUUCUGUGCCAGCUGUGAAAGAGACAUAGAAUAAAGGAGGUUUGGUUGUGCCAUUUGCAGUGAACUCAGAAAGCAAUGGCUGCCUGAAGUUUUACCAACAGAUCACAGGUCAUGGCAUUAACCAAGGACCACUACAACCCAACCAAAGAGAACUUGGGGACUGUGUAACGAACUCUUGGGAUGGAACAUAUAAGGGCUAGAAAUUCUGCUGGGAAAAGUCAAAACCUGAUUUUCUGGAAAAGAGGAAUAUUUUCUUGGCAUUUUUAAAGGGUAAAUGAAAAAAUGAGAUAAACGUGCAAGCGAUUAUGUAUGUGUAUGUGUAUAUAUAUAUGUUUUAAUCUAUAUAUGCACAUAUACAAAUAGUCCUAUGUAGACUUAAUAGAGAUUUAUAGAGAUAAACAUUAGAAAAUGUAUUUAUUUACACAUCCACCUGCAAUGACAUUGCAAAGAGAUUUCUCCUUCUGUCUUAGCCAACAUUGUUGCUUCUGGGAUUAGCAAACCUGCAUUUGACUGUGGAUUGUGGGGCAGCUGGAGACUCUCCAGGGCUACAGAAAGAGUUAGAGAAACUGUGCUUCCAGUGCGUGAGUUAAAACAAGGAGAACAUUGUUCAUUGUGCGGUGAAUGGCAGAUUAAUGAAGGCUGGGUUUAGCUAAUUGCUAAACCCUAGGUAUAUAUUUUAAAUUGUCCUUGCAUGCUCCAAAAACUUAAAAAGAAAAAAAAAAUCCAAUUCAAAGAAUAACACUUGGAUGUAAAGUGGAUGAACCACAGAGCUUAAAGGUUUGGCAAAAAUGAGAUGUAUUUUUUAAAUUAGAAAAAGAAACAAAGAGUGAUGGAGCUUAGGAGUUGCUGCCUCUUCACAAGUCAUUUGACUCAGCAAAACAGAGGAGCACCCUGCAAGCACAGCAACAUGCUUAUGCAAUAUAGAAACAUUCCUUUAUGUACACUGCUGAUUUUAUUGAAGAGCUGAAAGAUGGUAUUAUUUCAGGUCCUGUGGCUCAGUUCCAGCAUUUAGCUUUACCUUCCUAAACUGCUUAAAGAAUGGUCCUGUAAUGGUGACAAACAUGCCGUUGCUAGCUUUGUGGCAUUUGUAUGUUUGCCAACGUAGUCUUACAUCUUAAUUGAUUUUUAAAUUUAUGCCACAGUUUUAUUAUAUCUUGAUUCUAUCCAGGCUUACUCUUCAAAGCUGUACAAUUAUAGAAAGCUAUAAUUCUGAGGAACAAGCACAGUCAAACUUUGUCCAAAUGAGGAGCACACUGGUAAACAUGCCAGGAGAGUGAGGCCUGUUCUUAAUCUGCAUAAAAGGGAACAUAUUUUGACUGGUUUUUUUUUCCUUUAAUGCAGCCCACAUCCUAUUGUUCAUGGUUUCAUCUUGAAACACUGAUCUGGAUGUGAAGUGUGGAGUGCAGUUCUGUAGUUAUGGUGGGGGCAGCUGGAGGUCAUCCUUCCGAGUGACAUGCGCUCCAUGAACAGGUGACAUGCUGUCCUCAUGGGAAUGCACAAGCUAACCAGCCUCACUGCUUUCCAAAAGAGAAACAAAUCCUGAUGUUGUCUAAAAACAUGCAAACCUUCCUUUUAACUGAAAAAAACCAAACCAACCCCAAAAAUUACCCAAACCCAAAAGACCCACUCAAGACUGCAGAAGUUGUCCAGAUAGUACAGUAGAAAAUUUGCAUGCACUAGGUGUCACAUUUCCCUUUUGUGGGCCUAUUUUACUACUGAUUUCAGUGGAAAGAAGAUUCUGAGUAAUUCUCCUGCAAUCAGCAUUUUCUUUGGAGGAGUCUCUAUUUGUGUUAGAAGUAUAUGGAGAAAUACUCAGUCAACAGACUCAAACAAUUAAAGAAAUGUGGCAGGAGUUUCUAUUCUUCGUGUAGCCGUAUAAGGCUGCUGUGGGACUCUAGUGGUUUUCAGCAGGGCUUUUAAUUAAUUUGUAUGUACCCUGUCAACUAGGUACUUCAUCACAAAGCUAGCAAAAUUACCAUUGUGAUUGAAGUAAUUAUAAAAACCUGAGAAUUGCUUCCUAACUGUACUAGGUGUAUGCACUCAGGCUGAUCUGUGCAGUCACUACAAUUCUUUAUUUCCUUAAAUGCUAUCCAGUUCAUCACAGAUAUUCUUCUAGAAUAAUGUAAUUAAUAAUUUAUUUAAUUAAUAAUUUAAUUAAAUUGAACAAGUGAUGAAUCAUCACAAACGUAAGUUAAAUAUCUAACCAAAAUUAAAAGCAUUAUGUGCAAUAGCAUUAAUCACGAUUUUUGAAUCAGUGAAUUUGGUAUAAAUUCACUGAUAAUAAUAAAAAAAAUAUUUUUACAGGUACUGUUUUUAAAUGCAUGUUCAGAUCCCAGCAGUAGGUCUGGUAGUACGUGAACACAUAGACCAAAACCAGCUAUUGACUCACCCCUAAAGUUACAAUGAAAUUAUUCCCUUGUUACUUCUUUAAUAGCUUCAAGAUACAGGCAUAUUGCCAUUGUUUCUUUUGUCGCUCAGUAGAUAGUGAGCAGAAAUGAAUUGUUCCCUGUGCUAGUAUUUUCAAGACUGUUCACAUUCCCAGCAUAGCCCUGGAGUAAUGUCAGUGGAAGAUCAAGUAGCGAGGUAAAUUUAGAUUAUUCACUUCAAUAUUUUAAAAGAUUAGCAGGUGCUGGUUGAAUUACUCCAAAGGUUUCCUAAGCCUGAUCCUCUUCACUAACAGUGAAAUAAGGCAUAUGACUUUUGUAAGAAUGUUUUCCAUGUUGAAUGGAAGAGACUAGACAGGCGCUGUGUAUCAUCAGCUUCUUAUUCAGCCCUUUUGCAGGAGGUCUGUGCCUCUGGAGCAGGUUGAGUGGACCAGGUUGACUUGUUGGUGCUGCAAUCAGACAGUUUCCAGGCUUUGUCUGAGUCCUUUUUAACAUUUUUCAUAUUUUUGUUUUAGUUCUUGUUCCUGGUUUUACAAUAGGGAAAUUAUAUUUUUCUAUGUAGCCCUGGACUGCGCAGUUCAGGAUUGUGAAGAAAGUUCAGACGAGGCACAAAUUAGUAAAAAGCCCUGUGAAGAUGGUAGUGUUCAGUGGUCAUUCCAACAAGGAAAACUAAAUACCCAUUGAAACUGUGUUAUAAUGAAGCUGUGCUCUUGUCUUUCUGCUUUCCCUCCCUACUCAUAUAAUUUUUCCCUAUUUUCCUUUUCUGUGGACACUUCAGCUCUCACGUGAUGCCCUUAACUGACAAAUUUAACAUGCCUGCUCUUCUGCAUUCUUAGAUAUAUUCAGUAAGUUUUAGACAUGGAAAGAGGUAGCAGUAAUGCUUCCGAGAACCCCACAAAUGCACAUUUUCUGCCAAAUUAGAAAAGCUUGUAAUCAUAUUUUUACUUGCAAUUGGGUGAAGAUAGUAUUUGUCCCACCAAUAUCCCUGAAAAUCAUGAGAAGGAUUUAUUGGAUUGCUAUGGGAUUUGGGUUGUGUCCACCUUAAUGCAUGCAAUUGUAUUUCCUGUCUUGCAUUUAUUAAUUUUCUGGUCAAGCUCUGUAAAAUUUGCCUGGUUGACCUUCCUGUAGCCCGAGCAAUGAGCCAAUUCUGCUCCACAGUACUCAUAAUUCCAUCACAUUUAAGUAAGGAUAGUCACUUGUAUUGUGGGCAGAACAGCUUCCUGCACUUCUGUUGACUGUUUUGUGCAGCUGUAACAGAAUGGAGCCCUACCACAGAGGGAUGCCAUUUUGGCAUGUUGAUGUCUGUCUAUAGCAAGCACAAUAUUUCACAUCAAUUUGCACGUUUUCUCUUUCAGAUAAUAGUAAUAAUCGAAGUCUUUCAUUCUCUAUGUAAGGUGAUAAGUAUCAGAGCUCUUGAGACUUCGUUGUCUUGGAGAUAAUUUCAAAUUGUUUCUGUGCUAACUUUAUCUUUUAAUUAUUUUUAAAUUAUUAUUCUCUGCUGAGAUUACAAACUAGCAUUCAGUUGAAUUACUGGCUAGAUAUUUCCAAAUCUUUUCCAUUUGCAUUGACUAGAAAGGUACUUUACCCAGCCUGAAAAUACAUUGUUUUUUGUAGCUGCUUUCUGCUGUGGCAAGUCGUACUGCUUUGUGUUCACUUAAAACACAUGCAAAUUCUCCCUAGCUUUCUCUAGGGGAGUCUGAGAGCCAAAAGCUUCAGCUCAUUAGGGCUGAAUCUGCAUUCCUUGUGUUACCCACAAGGCAGAAAUCUCCAGGAGUUUAGCAUGCUUAUGAAUGUCAGGACUUGAGCUUCUGUAGGCCAAGUUCUGAUUUGGGUUACAGCGAUGUCUUGCGUCAGCACUGAACUGAAAAUUUCAGUAACACUGUAACCAAGAGUAGGUCAUGCGCCUAAAUCUCUUUCACGCUGUUGUCUGUAAUUUAUCUGUAAGGCAAUAGAAAGUAAUUCAGAGUCACUGUUUUAAGGGAAACAAUAUAUGACCUGUGCCAUUUCAGUGCUUUGAGGAGUCUGAACACAUUAGUAAGUAGUGUGAAUCAUUUUCAUGUGUUGAAUUCCUGCUUGUAGCAGACACAAAUCAUUUUCUUUACAUCAGCAAGUCCAGAUUCUGUAUGUAUUAUGACGAGACAGGAAGACUAUUUAGCCAUAAUGUUCUUUCGAGUUAGAGUUUUGUAUUACAGUGAAAACCAACAUUUUUUAAUUUGUGAUAAACCUGUAUUAUAAUGCCUUAUUUAUUUUUAAUCUUGUACAGUGUUACAAAACAACAGAAAACAUUGGCCUUUCAUGUAUUAUUCACUUUAAAAGAUGUAUUGUAUUAUGAAAUUUUGUAAAUAGUUUUAGCUCAGACAGGUAAUUGCAUGUACACUUGUAUAAAAAGAGGUAAAAAGGCACACUUUUAAUAAAUGUUAACAAUUUUUGUAAGAGACAUUUUACAUGUGCAUGGAGAUUAUAAAUCCUUUGGAAAUGGACGUCCUUUUGCUUAUCCUUGCAAUCUAUUGCAUGCCACUCAUGCCUGACUUCAGUAAAAAAAAAGAAAAUGGUAAGUUUUCCUAAAUGUUUUUGAUAUAUCACUUCUGGCACAGAAUUAAAUCCACUAGUUGCAUGUGCGUUCAGCAAAGCAAAAUCAAAAUGCAAACAGCAAAUAAAGAAGAAAAAUAAUUUAAUGAUCGUGAUCUGCCAACCUCAGUGUUGCAAGAUCCAUGAUACAGUGUAUGAAAAGUAUUAUAAACAUCUGUCUUCAUAAGAUACUUUCUGGUCUAUGCCGUCUUCAUAAGGUACCUUCUGGUCAUUAGGAGCAAUAAACUCUACUUACUGUAAUAUAAAAAGCAAAGAGAUAUUCUAGUUCAUAACGGUAUAAUAUCUGACAUUCAAUGGGUAUUCUCUGACACCACAUUUGAUGUAGUAUUGUCAAGAAGGAACAAGUGUCAAAUCCAUCAUUGCUGUAUGCAGGUGCAACACUAUGGAAGGUAAAGAAGUUUAAUUUGGCCCAUUGAUGUUACCCAGAGUAUAUUUCUAAUUCAGUAAUAAGUUAUUGUAUGUGAAAAGUACACAGUGCGAAUAGUUUGUUUUCCUAGAUACAUACAUAUAUAUAUGUAUGUAUAUAUAUAAAAAUUAGUUUUGUUGCCUUAUUUUUUUAUCUUGUCUGAGUAAUUUUCCAAACUUUCUAUUGAUAAGCAGAAAGUAUUUAACGAAGAUAUUAGGAGAAGGUUCAGUGGGUUGUCUGGCUUUGGGCCAUCUGGGUUCUGUGCAGAUAUUAGUCCUGCUCCUACUAAACCGAUGCUUACAAGGAUUCCUCCUCCCUUAAGCAUCAUAGCCUAGCCCCCAACUUGAGGGGUUGGGCCCCACGUCAGUUAGUGACACAGGAAUAAGAAAAUGCUAUCUAAUCCUUUAGCUCGUUUCUCCCAUAUUACAGCUGAACAAAACUUUAAAAUCUGGAGGGUUGUUGCAUGUUUCAGUUUUACCGUUGUCAUAUCUGUGUCACCAGGGACUGGGACUGCUUCUCAAAUUACUUACAUAAUAGCUAUUUGAUAAAUUAGGAGUAUUGUAAGAGCAUACCACUGACAGUGACUGCAGAGAGAAAGGAUGUGGACUGUGAAUACUUUCUACUGUGGAUUAAUAAAGAGUUCUUGUAUUUUACAGAUUUGAGCUAGUUUUAUAAUAGGCCUUAGAAAUCCAUUAAUUUGUUCUUUCAAUCAGUUGACUGUGGGAUUAACCAAGCAGUACAACUUCUGCAAGUGCUUCUGUCAUCAUAAAUUAGAAUAUAGAUUCAUGCAACUUAUCCCAGUUGCCUACAUACAUGAACCACUACCUUGUACUGAAUGAUUGGCUUCUUACAGCACUUAAGGAUUUCUAACAGUCAUAAACUAACUCAUCUCCAAUUCAGUGGGUUUUACAUCCCAGUGUGGCAUAAUUGUCGUGACUAAUGAUAAUCUGUACUCUCCUUCUCUACCCCAACCCUGUUUAUGACUGGCUUUUUCCAGGACUCUGUAUAAGCUUUUUUUAGCUCUUCAUUCCUUCUAAUCCCAUCUCUCUGUGUUUUCAGACCAAGUCUAAAUCAUUAAUAAAUAUAUAAACAUAAAUAAAUGUGAGAAAAGUACACAUAAAGGAGGGCUGCCUGUUGCUUUUUAAUUACUCUUUGUAAUGUCACAUUUCUUGUGUUGCCUGGUGAGACUUAUAAUCUGCAAGGACAAAAAAAAGGAAAAGGAGUAAAAAAGAAAGCACAAAGUUAGCAGGAGUACAAAAUAACAAUAAGAAAAGAAGCCUGUGAGAUAGCAGUUGCUGAAAGAAAUCGGUGAAAAGCCAGUACUCCUUCUGAAGUCAGUGGUAAAGCUGCCAGUGACAUGGAGCAGGUCUUAAGAAUCUGAGCUGGCAGAGUAUUCAACCAGGUUCUGAGUGCAACAAAAACAAGUCUGCUCAGCCAUAACCAUUUUUUAGUUUUCAUUUUCAAGAUUCUUUGAGAUCUCUUGCUGAACUGCUUUCAGAAUUUCAGAAGGAACUUAUUUUCUGAUCAUGAGGAAGGACCGUGACAUUUGAAUUAGAAUUGGUUAAUAUACAUAGCCUCUGUGCUGAAAGGACUUGGUUUUGCUUGUGCCUUACUGCAUGCUGGAGGAUCUGCUUUAUAUUAGGAUCCCCGUUUUAUGCCUUCUGUGGCAUCAAGCGUGUCACACCUGCAUAAAACUGAAGGAACAAACAGUGUUGCAUCACUGUGAAGCUUUUUUAACUGCUUCCUUUCCUGCUUUGGUUUACUACCAGCACAGAUACGUCAGUGCAAGGAGUACUCCAAGAGCUUAUCAAGGGAGGCCAUACACAGGUAUUUGUGGGUCCAAGCUAAAUAAGAAACACACGGUGAACUGAGUUCUGCAGAAAAUCUGUCCAGGUAGUUUGGAGCUCCUUUGAAAGAGCUGGCUGCCCUCCUCCUCAGGACAGGUUUAUAACACAUUGAUUAAAAACAUCCAGAAUGCUUACCUAAGAAGCUAAGGUGUGUUUUAAUUACUGCAGUUAUGCACACUAACGUGUCUUAUUUUCAAGUGCCUAACCUGCUGCUUUGAUCUUAGACCUGGCAACAGUGGCAACAGUUAUGAAAAAUUUGACCUGGCACAUCGAAGUUAUUUAGGUGAUUUCUUAUGUUUUUUACUCCUUAGGGCAAAGCUUGUCUGUUCAAAUGUCACAUUUCAAAUGCCAUUCAACUGAUAUAUCAAGAAUUUUCAAUGAACUAUAGAUGAAAAUGAAUUACCUGUGCCAUCACAAAACUACUUCGCGAUAAUCACAUUUUUAAAUUGUUUGAGUAGAAAUCCUUCUUUACUUAGAAUUACUGUUUCUUUACGGUAAGAUUACUAGGGUUCAAUGAAGAAAAAAAAGAAGUAAAGUGAUUGUGCAACUUGUUCCCAUUUACAAUUGUCUGCACAAAGUUGAACUUAGACAAAGCAAAUGAUGAGUUUCUUUUCUGCAUUCAAGCAGCUGGCUUUUGCACAGAGGUGGCUUUGGAAGAUGUUAAAGAAUACAGUAAGAAUGAAAGUUAUCCUUUCAGAGUUAGUGGUCUGAAACCCAGAUUGCAAGAGCACUUACGUUUCUAGCAUAAUUUAACCGAAUACAGAGAAUUCUAGAGCAGUGAUAUUAAUUUUCGAGAAAUUCUGACUGAGUUUAAAGCUGUCUUCUUGGAGUUUCUUUUCCAUAAUAUGCUUGUAUGUAGCUUUGCCUGUGUGCAAAUCAUCAGUUUGUACACAGAGUGUGCAUAAUGGUGCAAAACAGUAGUAAUUCACACAUUUUGCAGUUUUGAGUCAGUCUAGCCAAAUUUUACUUAUCUCUUAAAAUCUCUGCCACUAAAAUUUUUGCUGCAAUUCACAUCUGUCUAGAUUUUAUCCUGCUGAUUAGUCCUUGUUCUCUCACAUAGUUAAUUUUUGCCUUUCUGGUAUGUUUUAAUAGGUUCUCCUUGGAAAUGAGAUGUUAAGUAUUUUUCUGAUCUGUUAAUUGAAAAGAUUUUAAAGUGCAUGCAAAUCCUUCUUUUUACAAUGUAAAGCUCAGCAUCCUAAGAUAGGACACAGAAAACCACAUGGUGCAUGUGUUCUAUGACCAAAAUUGGUCUGCCUACACAUUAUUGCACAGUGUUGAUUGUAGGUUUACCCAUAAUUUUAAGCAUCCUAGAAAUAUUCAAAUGUAAUAAACGCCAUAGCACUAGGAGGAAAAGGAGAUAGGCAUUCCUGCCUGUCUCUUAACAUGACAUGAGUCCUCUUUGGAUGUAAAAAUGUGACCUGCCGCUCCUAAACACUGCUUCUUAAGAAAUUGGUGCCCCUCUUGCCUUUAACUUGCCUUCAGUUGUUCAGUGCCAUCACAUUUUUGUUGCAGGCAGUUACUGUCCAGUCAGGGCUGCUUACCAUCUCCCUCUGAAGGUCCUCCAUCACAUGGCUGUCAAACUUCUUCAAAAAGAAAAUAUGUUUUCAAAACACUUUUUUUUUCAUAUAGUAAGUGUUUAGGGCAAAAGAAAUAGCUUUGACAUAAUCUGUUACGAAGCAGCACAUGCAACAACAAACCUGAAUGCAUGAAUAAAUGUACCCUGGGGUGCAAGUGCAGGCACUAGCAGCUGGCAGCAAGCUGAGCAGCAAGGCUUAACCCUGCCAGCUGCAGGCAAAGCAGCAUCUCUGCUUGUGUCCCCAGAGACACAAGAUAAGCAAGAGUUAGGUAGCCUAAUUCAUGUUCCAUAGCAGUUUACUAAACACAUGCAAAACCAUUUCAAGGGUGGUCAUGUAAUCUGGAUGACACGCUUUAUUAAAAAAUAAGAGCAAGGAAAGAUGCAAUAUUGGGCUUUAAAAGGCUGGUUGAUAUGAAGUAUUCAGUGAAAAGACUGUGCAAGAGGAAUCUUACCUUAAGAGCUACUUAACCUGCAGAUGUUUGCAGCAAAUUCUGCCUAGAUUCCAAAUUAACCUGAAUGUUUUGCUUAAACUUUGAAAAAAAAUAUACAUGCAUCAAGCAGAGAUCGUUACUCCAUUCCUCAAAAGGAAAAACACAUGUAUUCUUCUAUUUAGUUUUCAUACAUGUUUUCAGAAGAUCUUUUAGUGAUCUUUACAUCCCAGUGAAUGGAAAUAUUAACUUUAAUGAUUGUUGAAUUGAUCAGGCCUUAUUCUAAGGUCUGUUCCUCCCUCAGUGAUGUCAAAUGGAGUAUUGCCAGUGACUUCAAAGGGACCAGGAGGAGGUACUACAAUAGAAACAUCUACAUAGGUAAAAAAAAAUAAUAGCCCUAACUUUAAGGAAUUAGCUAGUAAGUCAAGAUGUCAUUUUUCCAACUAUUACAGCCCACUGAACCUAUAAAUAAUUUUUGUAUCUAUAUAGCUAUACACUAUAUAGAUAUGGAUGUAUAUACAUAGUCCAAUACAAUAACUUAACACUGGGUAACUUCUAAUGAUAGAUUUGCAUUAAUAAUACGGGUCUAUUUUUAUGUAAAUACAAUAUUGUAGAGUAUCUUCCAGUCUUUUUCAGGAUUGUUAAAUUGAAAAGAGCAAUUGAAUAUUUGUCCUAUUUUUAUGUUAAAAAGUGAAUGGACUGAAAUGUUAAAUGUGAAUGUAAAUUUCUUAUUGCAACUUUUAUACUAAGUGUUUGCACUAUUAUAAUUUCUGGAAUCUAAUUAAAAAUAAAG